Molecule: messenger RNA, 2029 nt
Organism: Seriola dumerili (greater amberjack)
Lineage: Eukaryota; Metazoa; Chordata; Actinopteri; Carangiformes; Carangidae
Gene: ccne2
Product: G1/S-specific cyclin-E2-like
Exons: 12
Coding region: 39-1229 (396 amino acids)
Biological process (GO): G1/S transition of mitotic cell cycle; regulation of cyclin-dependent protein serine/threonine kinase activity
Cellular component (GO): cyclin E2-CDK2 complex; nucleus; cyclin E1-CDK2 complex
Molecular function (GO): cyclin-dependent protein serine/threonine kinase regulator activity
Source: RefSeq, a predicted model, not a curated record
CUUCACUCAGGAGCGGAGCCAUAAAUACAGUCGACACCAUGUCCAGACGCAGUGGUCGCAUCACACUUCAAGCCAGAGAUUCAAACACACCUGAGCCGACCGUCAGAGCCCCACUGAAGAAAAGAAAAUCUGAGCCCUCCAAGAAGAAACUACAACCUGCUGCCAAGAAACAAAGCUAUGAAAUACAGAAGUGUUGGUCGGAGGAUGGCGCCACUCCGUGCAUCCUCAUCGAAACUCCCCACAAAGAGAUGGAGCCCACAGACCCGUCCAGCGUCUUCAAAAAGUACAGCUUCAAAAACCUCUUCAUCAAGGCCUCCCCCAUCCCCAGCCUCAGCUGGGCCAGUUCAGAUGACGUGUGGAUCAAGAUGCUCAACAAGGAGCUGAAGUACGUUCAUGACAAGAGCUACCUGCAGCGGCAUCCUAAGCUGCAGCCAAAGAUGAGGGCGAUUCUGUUGGACUGGCUGCUGGAGGUGAGUGAGGUGUACAGCCUCCACCGGCAGACGGCCUACCUCGCUCAGGACUACUUCGACCGCUUCAUGCUGACUCAGCAGAACGUCAACAAAGACUACCUGCAGCUCAUCGGCAUCACGGCGCUCUUCAUCGCCUCCAAGAUCGAGGAAAUCUACCCUCCUAAAAUCUACGAGUUCGCAUACGUCACAGACGGAGCCUGCGACAUGUGGGACAUCCAGCGCACUGAGCUUCACGUACUGAAGGCAUUAGACUGGAACCUCUGUCCUGAGACGCCCAUCUCCUGGUUGAAGCUGUACGCUCAGGUCGAAGCCCAGAAAGACAACGAGAACUUCCUGGUUCCUCAGUUCUCACAGGAAACGUACAUCCAGAUCACACAGCUGUUGGAUCUGUGCAUGAUGGACAUCAACUCAUUGGACUACAGCUACAGUGUUCUCGCUGCAGCCGCCUUCUGCCACUUCUUCACCUUCGACGUCGUUCAUAAAGUCUCAGGUCUGACGUGGGAGAGUGUGGCCCCCUGUGUCCAGUGGAUGAGACCCUUCAUGGACACGCUGAAGUCUGAAGCCACGCCGCAGCUCAAGAACUUCCCCAAAGUCAAAGCCGACGACAGACACAACAUCCAGACACACGUGGCGUAUCUGGACAUGCUGAGAAAAGCUCAGGAACGUCAGAUCGACAGCCCCGACUGUCAGAUGUCACCCGUCGCCGUUGGAGCCAUCCUGACUCCACCCAGCAGCACAGAGAAACCAGCCAAUCCCUGAAUAGGAAACAAGGUGACCAGCGACGAACGCUACCUCUCCGCAGUUUGACCCGAAGUGACGGCCGACCUCUCAGACCACACCAGCUCCUCAACCACCGGGUUUGAUUUUAGGGAAAGACGAACUCCGUUUAGCACGUUUUUUAUUUUUAACACUAAGCUCAGACUCUCGAUUCCUGUCAGUCUCUUUAUUUUAUCUGAAAGUACGGAGACGGUCAGGAAUUGAAGUUCUCUUUAUUUUUAAAUAAUUUAAAGCUAAACUAGUUUGAGUUGUGAUCUGAACCUGCAGCAGUUUCCUUGUGAGUUCACUGAUGUGAAGUGGAGACGCUGGCAGGGAAGCCACCUGCUGUGGCUUUUUUUUAUUUUAUCAAAUAAACAAACUGUGUUGGUUUGAGAGGAAACAUUUCAUACCUGUCAGGUACUUUCUGAGAGUCUUACUGGUGCUACUCUGUUGAAAUGGAAAUGCUCUCAGACAGUGCUUCAGUCAGAUUCUCAGGAAAAUGGAAAUGAGGAAUUUAUCAUUUCUUAUGUUUUUUUAUUUCAUUCCACGAUGAACUGAGGAACUAAAGUUGUGUUGAAUUAUAUUUCUCGCUUAAAUUCCCUUUUUUAAAUCUGGUGUAAACUUUAGAUUUACACUUGUCCCCGCCACAGAGGAACAAACAAUGUGAUCAUUUACUACAAAGUGUUUUUGUAGCUACUUUGAGCCACAGCAAAGAUCAGUCAUUGAUUCGCUGUUUAAUGUCCUGAAACCUGGAGAUGUUUAAAUGCACCUGUUUGUGGCUCAAUAAACCCCUUACUUUUUUU